This is a messenger RNA of Onychostoma macrolepis, 3304 nucleotides long. RefSeq names its product procollagen C-endopeptidase enhancer b (gene pcolceb). The coding region runs from base 66 to 1697 and encodes 543 amino acids. Gene Ontology annotation, molecular function: protein binding. The record is from RefSeq and is a predicted model, not a curated record. The transcript has 9 exons. NCBI's taxonomy places the organism in Eukaryota, Metazoa, Chordata, Actinopteri, Cypriniformes, Cyprinidae.
CUUAAACUCGCCCCUGUCCUCCGUUCCCUCACUGACUUGUUCUCUGUGCCUCUUUGAGAAGAAGGAUGUGGAGUGGUUUGUGCAUGUGGCAUUUGGGGCUUCUGUUUUUGGGGUUAGGAUGGGUGCAUGGACAAAGCCAGACCAACUUCACAAGGCCUGUAUUCCUGUGUGGUGGUCAUUUGACGACAGACUCCGGGUUUGUGGCUAGUGAGGGUUUCCCCUCUCACUACAAACCAAACUCCAGAUGCACCUGGUACAUCACAGUUCCAGAAGGUCAUGUUGUGAUGCUCCAGUUCAGGAUCUUUGAUCUUGAGGCGGAUCCCACCUGCCGCUACGACUACGUGGAUGUCUAUAAUGGACACUCGUACACAGUGCAGAAACUGGGCCGCUUCUGUGGGACGUUCCGACCCGGAGCCCUCAUCUCCACCUCCAACACCAUGAUGCUGGAGAUGGCGUCUGAUGAAAGCACAGGAGGAAGAGGAUUUCUGGUUUAUUUCAGUGGGGGGAAACCACAUGUCGAUGAGAACCAGUUCUGUGGUGGCAGACUGACGAAGCCUCAAGGUUCAUUGAAGACACCGAACUGGCCAGAAUCCGAUUACCCAGCAGGCAUCAGCUGUUCUUGGCACAUUUCUGUGGAGCCCAACAUGGUGAUUGAGGUUAAGUUUGAGAAGCUGGACUUGGAAUUAGACACAUACUGUCGUUAUGACUACGUGGCCCUGUUCAACGGGGGCGAGACCGAUGACUCUCGACGUAUUGGCAAAUUCUGCGGAGACAUGGUUCCAGAUGCGGUUGUGACCAAUGGAAAUGAGCUGCUGGUGCACUUUGUAUCAGACCUGAGUGUGACAGCUUCAGGAUUUCUGGCUCACUACCAGAGUAUUCCCCGCGGCUCCCGCACAGCCACGGCUACCCUGGACACAGUACACGGGGCAAGAGUCGGCACUUCACCUACCAAACCCACGACUCCACCAGCAAGACCUAAGCCUAAAAUUAAGCCCACACCAAAAGCUCCCUCAAGACAACCUAAACCUGUACAACCCAGACCAACUCCUAAACAGAGAUCAAAACCUGCACCCAAGCCCAAACCAGUCAGACCUACUCCCCCAACACGUUCCGGUGCAAGAAUCACACCAAAACCUGCUGUAAAAGUACCAGCAAAACCUACAAAGAGGCCUACACUUAAACCCACAGUCAGACCUCAACCGAAACCAACAAGUACUACAGCAAAGCCAAAAGUAAAGCCUGGUGUCAAACCAACAGCAAAGCCAAAAACCAGUCGUAUUUCUAAACCUGGGAACAAAACAACAACAAAAGCAGCCUCGGUAGCCAACCCACUGUGUUCCCUACCAUGCAAGAGAAUAGGCACUUUCAUGACCCGCUUCUGCCCCAGUCAUUUUGUGUUGACCGGUAAAGUGACAUCAAUUACUCCAGGGUCUCAAGGAAGUGCUGAAGUCGAGGUGUCCAUCAUUAAGGUGUAUAAGGCAGGUAGACUCCAGUUCAGAAAGAGAGGACCCACCACAUCUGCCACACUGACAGCAACAUGCAUGAAGUGUCCUGCACUGCGUAAAGGAGUGAACUAUGUGCUGAUGGGCCAGGUGAAUGACGGAGGCCUUGGCAUUCUGAAACCAUCCAGCUUUGCUCUUCAGCACAAGUCAGUGCAUGACAAAGCACUGGCCAACCUCGCAAAGAAAACAUGUUGACCUCACAACCACCCUGACCAAUCACAGGCCGAAUACCACCCAGUCUGGUCUACUUUAAUCAGGCAGAGAAAGGUCAAGUCAAAUAAACUAAAUCCUCAAUUAUGAAUUGUAUCUUUUUAUAUAACUAGAGGGACAGUAUUUAAGUAAAUAUUCUAACGUUAAGAGAACAGAAGAUUCCGAAAUCUGUGGUAUGUAAUGCAUCACACCAGAACCUUUCAGCCAUAUUCAGGGUAUAAAGUACAGGGUGAUUUACCAUUUUAUGUUUAUUGUGUUUGUAUUAUUAGGUUAUAUUAGGUCUGUUUAAUGUAUUAUGCAAACAUUUUGAUAUGGCACAAUAUAUUCAUUAAAAAUGAUAAAGCUCCUUUAAUUAAAGAUGGAUGACAUGUGAAAUAUGAAUUUAUCAACCUUCAUCUUUUAAUCAGAAAUCAAAAUUAAAUUACUUUAACUACACAUAACCUUGAGCGUAUAUUUGCAUAAUAAUACUAAACCAUAACUGUUCAUCAUAUCUACAUUACCAUUCAAAAGUUUGGGGUUAUUAAUAUGUUAAUGUUUCUGAAAGAAGCCUCUUAUGCUCACCAAGGCUGCAUUUAUUUGAUCAAAAAAGACAGUAAAACCAGUAAAAUUGUGAAAUAUUACCAUUUAACAGAACUAGGCCUAUUUUCUAUUUUAAUAUAUUUAGAAUAUUUAUUGAGUAAUUUAUUCCUGCAAUUGCAAAGCUAUACUCCAGUCUUAUACGCUGAUUGGUCCUCAAGAAGCAUUUCUUCUCAAUAUCAGUGUUAAAAGAGUUGUGCGGAAUUUGUAAAAACCAUGAUGUAGGAUUCUUUGAUGAAUAGAAAGUUUAAAAAUAAUGUCACUUUUGAUCAAUUUAAUGCAUCCUUGCUGAAUAAAAGUAUUCAUUUCUAAUAAAAAUAAAUAAGAUCUUACUGAACCAUAACUUUGGAACGCAAAUGUUAAUUUAUUACACUACCACUGACUAACACUCUCUGUAAAAACAAUCAUGUCAUGACAUGUAUGUUUUGACAACAAGGUGGAAAGAGCCACAGAGGAUUUCCUCCUUGAACUAAGUGUUCCAGGCCAAUAGAAAACAAACAGCUAUAUGUCUCCAUCAAGUGGACACAUGUAGAAGGAGGUGCUGUGUUUAGUGUCUGCAGCGUGCUGGAAAAGAGCCAAAAAAAUAAAUAAAAGAGCCAAUGUAAAAUGUAUCCAUUAGUUAAUUUCCCUACAAUUCAUUUCAGGUGUCUGACCCACACUAUUAUCUAUCUGAAGAUCUGAGGUCAUUGCUGCAUAUCCAGCAUAUAUUUAUGUGUUUUAUGCUUUGUGUUUCACUUUGUGAAUCAUGAAGAUGGCCAUAAGACAGACAGACAUAGGUAGAGCGGGGGCAGGCUGUUUUGUGGCACAAGAGUCACAGCUGCUCCUGUUACUCAGCAUUAGUCAAUCACUCACACACACACACGCACACAAAUACACACGGAUAUGUAAACGCAAAUAUAGGCAAAUUUACACCUGCAGACGUGGAAAUGUGAACAUAACAUCCUUCUCUCAAAGGAUUUCUCAGCUUAACAUUUAACUCAAAGCGCUUAUCUGGUCCCUCUUUAUAUUAGGUGCCC